This is a messenger RNA of Peronospora farinosa, 438 nucleotides long. NCBI's taxonomy places the organism in Eukaryota, Oomycota, Peronosporomycetes, Peronosporales, Peronosporaceae. The record is from the annotation of a GenBank genome assembly.
AUGGAAGAUGACGCGCUUACUACUGAAAAUGUCGUAGCAGAGGCAACGCCAGCUAAAGAUCAGCAAGUUACUGCUGCUGACACGGAGGAGAUUGACGUGUCGGUACCAACUGCCGUAGAAUCGAGUGAGAAGAAGGAGGCAAAUGCUACAGAAGACGACAAAGUGAGACACAAAGAUGAUAAUCAGGACGAUUCAGUGACUAAAGAUGACGGGGAGGAGAUGAAACCAGCUGAACCUGAAACCGAGAGUGUUCAGGACAAGGCGGAAGUACAAGCUUUACCUAUCCGAGCCUACUUGGACCAGACCGUUGUGCCAAUCUUGUUGCAAGGCAUGUCGGCACUUGUGAAAGAACGUCCAUCGAAUCCUAUCGAAUGGUUGGCAUCUUAUCUCAUUAAGAACAAUCCACAAGGUCCCAGUGGAAACAGUGAAGUCAAGUGA